CUGCUGAAGGCCUGCACGGGCGAGUUCUCCCUGGAGUCCAUCCUGCUGCUGCGGCUGCGGGGCCGCGGCAUCGCCCGCCUGGGCUGCCUGGCCGACUGCUCCAACCUGGAGUGGCUGGACCUGUCCGGCAACGCCAUCGCGGCGCUGGCCCCGCUGGCCGCCCUGCGCGCCCUGGCCGUGCUCAACCUGGCCGGCAACCGCGUGGCCAGCGUGGAGCCGCUGCGGGGCUGCCGCAGCCUGCGCCAGCUCAACCUGGCCGGCAACCGGCUGCGCAGCCUGCGCCAGCUGCGCUGCCUGCAGGGCCUGCGCCACCUCGAGAGCCUGCGCCUGCGGGACCCGCUGGCCCGCCUGGGCAACCCGCUGUGCGCCGCGCCCGCCUACCGCGCCGCGCUGGCCGCCAUGCUGCCCGGCCUCAAGGCCAUCGACGGGCAGCGCGUGGCCGGCCGCGGCAGCGAGCUCUUCCGCCUGUGCCGCGAGCUGGACGCCGCGCUGGACGGCGGCGGGGCCGCCGCGGCCGAGGGGCCGGCGGAGGAGCCCCCCCGGGGCCGCACCCAGCCCUGGGUGCAGGCCGGGUUCUGGGAGCCGCGGGCGCCGCGCCCCAGCGCCGUGCUGGAGGAGGCCACGCGGCAGCUGGGGGAGGCCCUGCGGGAGUGCCGCGAGCUCGGCCGGCGCGCAGACGACUCCAUCGCCCAGGCGCAGAGAGCGCUCGGCCGCCGGCACGCCGGAAACUACGGCUUCUGAGCCGCCGCGGGGACGGGGGGCACGAUGGGGGUGGAGGGGCUGCAAAUGGGGCCGGGGGGGCUCCAAAUGGGGCCGGGGGGCACCCAGAGACACCACAGCCAACACUGGGACUGGGAAACCACCAGAGACACCACAGCCAGGAGCCCUCGAGUUCUGAGCUGGGGGACUCCGUAUAGGGUUGGGGGCUUCCAAAUGGGGGGGGGGCUCCAAAUGGGGCUGGAGGGCACCCAGAGACACCACAGCCAACAACAGGACUGGGAAACCACCAGAGACACCGCAGCCAACACCGGGACUGGGAAACCACCAGAGACAGCACAGCCAGGAGCCCUCGAGUUCUGAGCUGGGGUGGGCUGAAACAGGGCUGAGGGGCUCCCAAAAUGGGGCUCAGGGGGCACCAAACGGGGCUGGGGGACUUUAAAUUGGGUUGGGGGGGCUCCAAAUGGGGCCGGGGGGCACCCGGAGACACCGCAGCCAACACCGGGACUGGGAAACCACCAGAGACACCGCAGCCAGGAGCCCUCGAGUUCUGAGCUGGGGGACUCCAUAUGGGGUUGGGGGCUUCCAAAUGGGGCCGGGGGGGGUCCCAAAAUGGGGCUGGGAGGGCGCCAGAUGGGGCCAGGGGGGCACCCAGAGA
Neopelma chrysocephalum (saffron-crested tyrant-manakin) is the source of this 1375-nucleotide messenger RNA. RefSeq names its product leucine rich repeat containing 61 (gene LRRC61). NCBI's taxonomy places the organism in Eukaryota, Metazoa, Chordata, Aves, Passeriformes, Pipridae. The transcript has a single exon. The record is from RefSeq and is a predicted model, not a curated record. The annotation marks the transcript as partial. Gene Ontology annotation, cellular component: cytoplasm. Gene Ontology annotation, molecular function: protein binding. Gene Ontology annotation, biological process: outer dynein arm assembly.